Molecule: messenger RNA, 339 nt
Organism: Pseudocercospora fijiensis CIRAD86
Lineage: Eukaryota; Fungi; Ascomycota; Dothideomycetes; Mycosphaerellales; Mycosphaerellaceae
Exons: 1
Source: RefSeq, a predicted model, not a curated record
UUUCAAUAUUCUCCGCUCAAAGAAGGGACGAAUGAGAUUCGAGUCCUCCAUGUCUUACGCCAAUCCGGGCAAGGAACCCUCCGUGCACGCUUGGAACAUGCACCACUCGACAAAGCGCCAUACGAGACUGUCUCCUACUGCUGGGGUGAUCCGACUCCGUCACGGGUGCUCGUGGUGAAUGGUGCACGGCUGCUUAUCCCGCAGAGUAGCUGGCAGGCACUCAAUCGACUGGCUUUCGACAACAAAGAACGGACUCUCUGGAUCGAUGCCAUUUGUAUCAACCAGCAAGAAAACGAUGAGAGAGGUCAUCAAGUUGCUCUCAUGCGAGAAGUCUAUUCA